This is a messenger RNA of Frankliniella occidentalis (western flower thrips), 3607 nucleotides long. RefSeq lists its product as uncharacterized. Gene Ontology annotation, molecular function: zinc ion binding; metallocarboxypeptidase activity. Bases 377 to 2872 code for a protein of 831 amino acids. Gene Ontology annotation, biological process: proteolysis. Gene Ontology annotation, cellular component: membrane. Lineage: Eukaryota; Metazoa; Arthropoda; Insecta; Thysanoptera; Thripidae. The record is from RefSeq and is a predicted model, not a curated record. The transcript is spliced from 10 exons.
UACACCACCCCGACGACGCCGGACCGAGACUAAAUAUUUUACGAAGAGCCUUUGAUUGCCGUGACGCCCGUGACUGAGAGGAUAUUGCAUCGCCGCCCGACGGAUAACUAACUCGUUAUUGGACCAGACCGGCCGAGACAGAGUGGCGCGUCGCUUGCUGCCCAUGGAACCCGAUCACAGGAGGACCAGCAGCAGGGACGUCCUGGUGGCGACCUCAAGAGCCCGGUGACCCCGCCCCACCCCGCCCCACCACAUGCUCAGAACGCCCGCGGUGUGGGCCAGCAGGCCAGAGCAGCACGCCCGUAAGAGGCGCUUGCCCUAUUUUAAUUUUUUAUUUUUCUGACAAACUGUGAUCGCCCCCAUACUAGUCACCAAGAUGUACGCCAAAAAGUUCUACAGUCGGAUCGCCGACGACUUCCGGCACAAGGAGCUCUUGCCGCUCAAGAUGCUCUUCUUCGUGCACGCGUCAACCGUCCUAGUGCUGUACCCCUACCUGACGAUCCACAUGAGGGAGCUGGGGAUCAACGUGGAGGAGACGGCCAUCAUGUCGGCCGUGACCCCCGUCGUGGCCAUCGUCAUGCCUCCCCUGGCUGGCAUCGUCGCGGACCGCAUUGGAAACUUUAAGCUGAUGCUCGCCGUCUUCUCCAGCCUGGGCGGGCUGGCCGCGCUGCUGCUGCUAGCCGUGCCCGUGGGCCGCUACAACGUCAAGUACCCGGACCGGGUGUUCCUGACGGUGGGCUGCUCGGGCGGCAGCCUGCAGGCCGCGUGGGCCGACACGCACCCGUGCCGCGCCGCGCCCUGGUCCGGCGACCUGCUCAACGUGACGCUGGACAACUGCGGCGUGUCGUGCCGCGCCGACCUCCCGGACGCCGGCCAGCUCAACAGGACGCUGCGCGGCGCGCCCCGCUUCUCGCUGCGCAUCGCGGACCAGAGCCACAGCGACACCUUCUCGUACGCGCUGCCCAUGAGCGGCGGCAGCAAGGCCGCGGACGCGCGCCUUCUGGCCCGGCAGAACUCCGGCCCCUGGGCCUACUUCCCCACGCCGGGGCUGCACACCUUGACCUGCAGCCUGGCCGCCCCUGGCACCGGCAACGACACCGCGACCGCAGACCCGCCCGUGGGCCAGGGGCUGGGCUGCAGGCUGGGCCGCGACGGUCCCCCAGGACACGGCAAUCCAGUGGACACGCCAACGACGCGCACGCGUCUGCUCACGUCGCUGGCGCCGCUGAGUCCGCCCACCCCGAGCAACGCGGACCAGCGCUGGCUGGUGUCCGGGCUGCGGCCGGCGGAGGCGGCGGGGUUGGCGGGCGCGCCGGUGCUCAGGGAGGCCACCUGCAGCGACGCGUUCGCGCGACCCGGGCGCAGCGCCGCCGCCUGGGUGUCCACCGCCGAGCCGCACUCGCCGGCCUCCUCGCUGUCCGAGUGCGUGUCCAGCUGCCUCGUGUCCGCGCCCCGCGCCAGCUUCUGCUCCAACGCGCAGGACACCAUCGAGGUCGACCCCAGCUUCACCUUCUGGAUGUACCUCACCGUGCGCGUCUUUGUCGGUGUCAUCAGCGGCACCUCGUUCGCCAUGUUUGAGGGUGCGGUGAUCGCCAUCCUCCGCGAGCACAACGGCGACUACGGCCUGCAGCGGAUCUACGCCUCCAUCGGCGGCAUGAUCUCGUCCCCGCUGUCCGGGAUCAUCAUCGACUACGCCAGCAGCGGCAAGCACUACACGGACUUCCGGCCGGCCUUCUACCUGUACGCGGCGCUCAAGCUCGCGAGCGCCCUCCUCAUGCUCCGCAUCGACCUCAAGUUCAAGGCGCCGGCCAAGAACGUCGUCGGCGACGUGCUGAACGCCCUGAAGAACGUCGAGAUGGUCUGCCUGUUCAUCGUGUGCUUCCUGCUUGGCACGGCGUGGGGCUACAUCGAGAACUUCCUGUUCUGGCUGCUGCAGGACCUGGGCGGCUCGCGCUCCCUCAUGGGCGUCACGGUGACGGUGGGCGGCAUCGCGGGGAUCCCGCUGCUCGUGCUCAGCGGGCCCAUCAUCGCCCGCGUCGGCCACGCCAACGUGCUCUUCAUCGGCUUCGUCUUUUACGCCAUCCGCCUGUUUGGAUACUCCAUGAUAUACAACCCCUGGCUGUGUCUCGUGUUCGAGGCCAUGGAGUCCUUCACGUCGUCCCUCGCCACCACGGCGGCCGUGACGUAUGGCGCGGCGCUCUCCACCUCGUCUACCGACACCAGCGUGCAGGGGCUCAUCGGCGGCCUCUACUACGGAGUCGGCAAGGGCGCCGGGUCGCUGAUCGGCGGCUUCCUCAUGAAGGCCGUGGGCACCCGCAACACGUACCGGCUGUUCGCGGCGGGCUCGCUGGGCGCCGGGCUGCUCUACGCGCUGUUCAACCGCUUCUACCUGCGGCACCGCGGCAAGGACAGGCGGGCCGCCGAGAAGGAGGCCAAGAUGCACAGGAAAGAUCACGAAGCUUGCAUGAUGGCGGAGAUCACCAAAGAGAAGGCCCUGGCCAUCGAGCACCCUGUGAUUAUGAACAACAAGGAGGCCUCCGCGGGUGACGCGGUGCAGCAAAAGAACAACCGGAACUCGGCGCACCUGCAGCAGCAGCCGCCGCCUCAGCCGCCGCAGCAGCAGGCGAGUCCCUCCGCGGAGAAGGCGCCGCUCGCGAGGGUGGCCGCGCUCAGGGACUACGCGAGCUCCGGGGACACGUCGUCCGCGCGGAGGUCCAGCGCGCACUCCCUGGAGGCGCCCGAGACGGGCGACGUGACGGUGCGGCGGCGGAAGUCCUCAGACUGUGGCCCGAGCGCAGCCCCGGCGGCCGCGGCCCUCGACGAGGAGGAGAAGAAGGACAAGGAAGAGGCCGCCGGCCAGGACAGGAGCUGACAGUGCGUCGUGAUUGACUAGAGAUCUCGUAUUUUGAUUGUUCUGAAACGUGAUAUUAUAGCUGUUAGGUGUUGAUUUUAAUUUUUGAUACGCGCGCGCCGGGAGCGCCCGGAUCAAGACAAGGCCCAGGGGCAUCGCUUACAGAGGCCGCCGUGAUGGACACGAAGUGGUGGACAACACUGAUCGACGCCGUGCUAGUCUCGCAAACCUUGCGGGGUUGUUUUUUUAGAACCAGACAGCAACAACAAGAGUGACUCCCAACCCCUGAGAGUAACGUGCGUGUGUUGGUUUUGUUUUUCUCGACUGGCCGGGGAGGGGGGGGCAAUAAAAAGAGGCGAACCGCGGGCAGCGCGGAACGCAAACGCGUGGCUCAGCCAAAGCGGCGAGUGGGAGCAGGACAACCCCCUUUUUGCCCCCGCCCCCUUGCCACCCACGCUCGCCUCACGCGCGCCUCCCACGCUCCCAGGGUGUCAGGGUGCACGAGACGAUUUCUUGCGCAGCUUGGGGCUGGGUGCUGGCUGGCCCCGUUGGCGGGCCUCUGGCUCGGGCCCGCUGCCCCCCUCCAGCGCCCCCCGAUGCACGGCCCCAACCCCGCGCGCCCACGUUUGAAUAGGCGGGCAGGAUGAGUUCCGUGCAUACGUGGACGGGGGCCCGCGGGGUCCGGGUCCUGGGAGGGACGCGCCGACGUGAACGCAUUCCAGCGCAUUCGCAUAACGACGCCCUUUGUCCGGCUCC